Cynara cardunculus var. scolymus (artichoke) is the source of this 1214-nucleotide messenger RNA. RefSeq names its product acyl-CoA--sterol O-acyltransferase 1-like. The transcript has a single exon. The record is from RefSeq and is a predicted model, not a curated record. NCBI's taxonomy places the organism in Eukaryota, Viridiplantae, Streptophyta, Magnoliopsida, Asterales, Asteraceae. Gene Ontology annotation, biological process: lipid metabolic process. Bases 17 to 1141 code for a protein of 374 amino acids.
AGGAAGAAGAAGAAGGAUGGAUUCAUCAAUGGAGAUCCAUGUAACGGAUAUCCAUGGCGAAACCCUAAACAUGAUAUUCGUAUGGUCAGUUGCUUUAGCAUCCAUCUUAUUCUGCAACAAAAUCAGCACCCUUAUUGCACCAGGUACAGCACGAUUAUGCGUAUUCCUCCCUGUUUUCGGCAUCUUCUUCUACCUCCCUCUUCUCCUUACCUCUGUUCAUUUCGCUGGUACAACCUCCUUCUUCAUCUCCUGGCUUGCAAACUUCAAAUUGCUUCUAUUUGCCUUCGAUAAAGGUCCCUUGUUCUCCAAUCCACCUCUCCCUUGGUACCAGUUCAUCCUCUCCGCUUGUGUACCAAUCAAAAUCUCCGAAAAUGCGAACAAAUCUGAAGAUUCUCGACCUAAUGGACGCCGAUCUGAAGCUGGAUCUCCGAAAAAAGCAAUUAAAUCACCCGUCAAUUACUCCGUCAAGUUUAUGGUGUUUGUUUUGUUGCUUAAUCUCUAUAAUUACGCCGAUAACUUUAAUCCUCUGAUCAAAAUGGCUCUAUUUUGUGUUCAUAUCUAUGUGGUUCUAGAUGUAGGCUUAGCCGUAGUUGCCUAUCUGGCUCGAGCCAUCGUUGGCUUCGAGCUCGAGCCCCAGUUCGAUGAGCCGUAUCUAGCUACAUCUCUACAAGACUUUUGGGGAAAGAGAUGGAAUCUGAUGGUCACGGGUGUACUACACCCUACGGUAUACCUUCCCGUCCGAUCACUUUCCGGCAGGUACUUAUCGAAAAAAGUGGCCCCACUUCCGGCGGUAAUGGCGUCGUUUAUCGUCUCCGGUUUGAUGCACGAAUUAAUAUUUUAUUACCUUGGUCGAUUGAAACCCACGUGGGAAGUCACGUGGUUCUUCGUCCUCCACGGCGCGUUGGUGGGGUUGGAGGUGUUGGUCAAACGGGAGGUGAACGGAAGAUUCCGGCUGCCGGCGGUGGUUUCCGGUCCGUUGGCGUUGGGUUUGGUGGUGGCGACGAGUUUUUGGUUAUUCUUUCCGCCGUUCUUGCGGUGUGAAACGGAGCUCCGAUCGUGUAAAGAGUUUGUGGCGUUUAUGGACCUUUUUGUUCAUGGUCGGUUUGUUGGUGCAAAUGACGUUUCUUGCCCUUACUUCUGAAGAAGGAAUGGAGGGUAUAAAAGACAUUUUAGGUGUACUUUAUAAUGUGCUACUAUUUUAGUUUAUUAUUUAA